This is a messenger RNA of Yarrowia lipolytica CLIB122, 4374 nucleotides long. RefSeq lists its product as uncharacterized. The record is from RefSeq and is a predicted model, not a curated record. Gene Ontology annotation, cellular component: Ino80 complex. Lineage: Eukaryota; Fungi; Ascomycota; Dipodascomycetes; Dipodascales. Gene Ontology annotation, biological process: DNA repair; chromatin remodeling. Gene Ontology annotation, molecular function: ATP hydrolysis activity; ATP binding; ATP-dependent chromatin remodeler activity.
AUGAAUGGCCAUAACAACAACCACGAUGAGACCAACCGCGGGGCUAUGUCCAUUUCAUCGAUUCUCUCUGGUGGAGAACGACGUGCAUCGGAUGCCUCUCAGCAGCCACCGGCCCCACCGCUACAACAGCAGUCACCACUACAGCAACAGCCCCCUCCUGCUCUGCACCAUCCACCACCACCACCACAUCUCUCCCCCCACCAGACGCAUCAGGCACCGCACAUCUCGCCACAGCAUUCGCCUCAGAAUGGACACACCAUGCCGGGGCCUCCCAUGAUGGGCCACGAGCAGCACUACAUGCAGCAGCAGCACCCCCAGCAUCCUCAGCAUCCUCAACAGCAGUCGCCACCGAUGCUGCCGCAGCAUCACCAGCAUCAUCCGCAUCCACACCACUCGCCGCAGCACUCACCUCCCAUGCUGCAGCACCAGCACCACUCUUCCACAUCGCCGCCCAUGUACCACAAACAGCAGCCCCAUCCCCAGCAUCAACACCCCCCACCACCGCAUCCGGGUCACAUGUCCCCCCAGGGUCAUCCCAAUAUGUCUCCUCACCCGGUGCAGCAUCAGGGUCCUCAUCCCGGCCACCAGGGCCACCCAGGACACCCUGGCCAUCAGGGUCAUCCGGCACCACCUGACAUGUACGCUCCCCGCAUUUACAUGUCGCAGCAGCAGAUUCCGCAGCAGGCUCCGUGGCCUAUCCAGAUUCCCAUUCAGGGUCACACGUCUGUUGACGGCGAUCACUCUGCACCGGAGUCACCACCCGCGGAUGCAGAUGAUCCCGCAUACGCAGACGCCAAGACGGGAUUUCUACAGCAGGUCCAGAGCCGGCUGGAGGCCGUGGUGCAGCUGGAAGAGUUGCGAGACAAGGUCGUGAUUGAUGAAUACACGAAAACCAAGGCGUACACAAACGCAGCCCGCUACGCAGCCGUUAAGCAAAGCGCUAAGACGUCCCUGCAAAAGGAGGCGAUUGUGCGUGUGGCGUUUGUGGAGUACGAGGAGGGUGGUGGCCUGGCCGGCGCACAUACAUCGGCCAGUCCUGCUGCAUCGUCGUCAUCAUCAGCAGCCCCAGUGUCCUCCACAUCGUCAGCACCAGCGUCAGCUUCCUCUGCUGCAGGCGCUGCCGCCGCUGCCGCCGCAACAACUUCUUCUGUGUCCACUCCGAAGGCAAAGAAGCGAAGCAAGGCCGUAUCUAAGACGUCAGCUGCUGCUUCUGUCGCAGCGGGAACCUCCUCUAAGGAGGCUUCCCCUGCCCCCAAGCCAAAGACGAAGAAACAGCUCCAGGCAGAGCAGCGAGAGAAGGACAGGGAGAUUAGGGAAGAAAAUGCGGCGGCUAAGGAAGCUGCGGCUGCUGCCAAGCAGCUUGAUCAGGCCUAUGAUUCCAUUUGGAAGGAUAUGGCACGUCGAGACGCCGCCAAGGUGCACAAAACUGUGGCUGCAACGAUCGCCGUGAAGCAGUCCAACCACCGAAAAACAGCUGUUUUGGCGUCCAAGGAGGCCCGAAGAUGGCAAUAUCGAACCAACAAGUCUAUCAAGGACAUGCAAGGCAAGGCUCGACGAGCUAUGCGAGAGAUGCUCUCUUUCUGGAAGAGAAAUGAGAAGGAAGAGCGAGAUCUGCGAAAGAAGGCCGAGAAGGAGGCUCUUGACCAGGCCAAGAAGGACGAGGAAGAUCGAGAGAGUAAGCGGCAAGCCAGGAAGCUCAAUUUCUUGCUCACCCAGACAGAGCUAUACUCACAUUUCAUCGGUCGGAAGAUCAAGACUGACGAGAUGGAAGAUGGUGAGGCUGCCAAGGACGGUGACGAGGACUACGAGGCCAUGGAGAAGAUUGCCAAAAGUGGCAGCGAUGUGGAGACGAAGCGGGCUGCAGAGCUGGACUUUGACGAAGACGAUGACGACAAGCUGCGGCAGAUUGCCAUGCAGAAUGCUCAUAAUCAGGUGCGAAGGAACCAGCAGCAGGCCCAGGCGUUCGACGCGCAGUCUGAGACGCCUACCGCAGAAUCUGGCGCUGCAGCUGACUCGGAUGACGCCUUUCAGAACCCCACGUCUCUUGGAGACCUACAGCUCUCCCAGCCCAAACUCCUCAACUGCACUCUCAAGGAAUACCAGCUUAAGGGUCUCAACUGGCUGGCCAACCUGUACGAGCAGGGUAUCAACGGUAUUCUUGCUGACGAAAUGGGUCUGGGAAAGACUGUCCAGUCGAUCUCCGUCAUGGCCUAUCUCGCCGAGACCCACAACAUCUGGGGUCCAUAUCUUGUGAUCGCACCUGCUUCCACACUCCACAACUGGCAGCAGGAAAUCUCCAAGUUUGUCCCCGACUUCAAAGUGUUGCCUUAUUGGGGUAAUGGUAAGGAUCGAAAGAUUUUGCGAAAAUUCUGGGACAGAAAGAAUGUCAAGUACACGCGAGAUUCGCCGUUCCAUGUGCUGGUCACCUCAUAUCAGCUCGUUGUGUCUGAUGCCCAGUACUUUUCUCGAGUGAAGUGGCAAUACAUGAUUCUGGAUGAGGCUCAGGCCAUCAAGUCGUCUUCUUCUUCGCGAUGGAAGUCUCUGCUGGCUUUCCAGUGCCGAAACCGACUGCUUUUGACCGGUACUCCCAUUCAGAACUCCAUGCAGGAACUAUGGGCGCUGUUGCAUUUCAUCAUGCCCUCUCUUUUCGACUCGCACGAUGAGUUUUCCGAAUGGUUUUCCAAGGACAUUGAGUCGCACGCCAAGGAAAAGUCGCAGCUAGACCAGCAGCAGCUCAAGCGACUGCAUAUGAUCCUGAAGCCGUUCAUGUUGCGACGAGUUAAGAAGCACGUGCAGCAAGAGCUGGGCGAUAAGAUUGAGAUUGAUGUGUACUGCAACCUGACCACCCGGCAGCGAGUCAUGUACAAGAUUCUGAAGUCUCAGAUCAACCUGCAGGAGCUCCUUGCCAAGGCCCAGAGUGGCUCUGAAGAGAACACUCAGAGUCUGAUGAACCUGGUCAUGCAAUUCCGAAAGGUUUGCAACCAUCCCGACUUGUUUGAGCGUGCCGAUGUGAAGAGUGCCUAUAACUUUGGCCCUUCCAACUGUGGCUCUGACAAAGACACUUGGAUUGGAAGCAGCAAUCGAAACCUCAUCAGUUUUGAAGUCCCCAAGCUCGUGUACCGGGAGGGGGGCUUCUUGGACGUUCCUGGAGAACACAGCAAGGCCGGUAGCUUGAAUAAGCUGCUCAAGGUCGAUCUGAACAUCUGGGAGCCUUCUUGGAUGGGUCGAAAGAGAGACCUUGUGGUCGAGGAGGAAGGAGGAGUGGGCCGAGUCAGCCGAGUCAGUCAGAUGGGGGUCAUGGAGCGUGUUAUUAACGAGGUCAAUCGUGAUGUUCCCAGCGUCGGUGCGCUGCCCAGGUACACACCUGCUCCUUCUCCAUUUGACGUCUUUGAGACUCUCUACGACUCGUAUCUCCACCGACUGGAGCCUGCAUAUGACCCUCGCGUCGUUGCUCCUCCUGUGGACUUUGUUUGCCGUGACCGAGGGUUCCAGAUUGAGCAGGAGGAGAAGAUGGGUGGCGUGGACGUGCGAAGAGCCCUUACACCCCUCACUCUUGGCCAGGAACUGUGGUGGUUGGAGAAGGCCGAGGCCGAGGUAAAGGGCACCAAUGUCACUGCAUUGACUCCUGGGUCUGUUUCACUGCCUCCCAACGAUCUGUUCCCGUCUCGGGUGCUGGACUUCAACGGCAUCAACACUCUGCGAAUGCCCUCUAUGUCCAAGUUCAUCUCGUGCUCUGGCAAGCUCGCCAAGCUGGACGAGCUGCUCGCAGAGUUGAAGGCUGGAGGUCACCGUGUUCUCGUCUAUUUCCAGAUGACCAAGAUGAUGGACCUGGCCGAGGAGUACCUCACGUUCAAGCAGUACAACUACUGUCGACUGGACGGUUCCUCCAAGCUGUCCGAUCGAAGAGAUCUCGUCAACGACUGGCAGACCAAGCCCGAGCUAUUCGUGUUUUUGCUAUCCACUCGAGCUGGAGGUCUGGGUAUCAACUUGACAGCUGCCGACACAGUCAUCUUCUAUGAUUCCGACUGGAACCCUACGAUCGAUUCGCAGGCCAUGGAUCGAGCCCAUCGACUGGGACAGACCCGGCAGGUGACUGUGUACCGUCUGCUGGUCAAGGGUACUAUCGAAGAGCGAAUGCGAGAUCGAGCCAAACAGAAGGAGCAUGUGCAGAAUGUGGUCAUGAGUGGCCAGAGCCAGAGUCACGAGGAGGAGGUCAACUCCAAGCCGUCACGAGAUGUGGCACUGUGGCUGCUUGACGAUGAUCAGGAUGAGGCAUCGUUUGUCAAGGGCAAGGAGAACCGAGGCGUCAAGAGAGGUGCUGAGGGAGAGGAGGAAAAGAAGGUGGAGGAGAUCAAAAAGCCGAAGACGGAGUAG